AUGUUAGCCUUACUUGAGAUUCAUAGUGAUUGGUUUGUUGAUAAAGGUAUCAUCGGAGUUUUCAAGAUGGGAAACAAAGCUACAACGGUGAAAGAAGAACGCCAAGAGAUCCACUUGAAGAUUGUACCUCCAUUGGACAAGGUUUUUCUGCGUUGGCUUGCAAGAGAUCUACAGAGAGUUCAAGGAUUCAAACCGAAGAACAACACUCGUGCCAUCACUCCUCCUGAUAGCUACAUCGAGUUCAUGCGCUUGAAUGGUUCGCUUGAUGUGGAUUUGGAUGACCCUGAUCUUGCUCAUCUGUUCAAGUAAUUAAUGUUCUUUUUGGUGUCUGUGUUUGUUUUGUUGUAUUAAAAGCUUUCAGAGUCUUACUUUCUCUUCUGAUUACCCCAUGGCCUCUUUUGAAAAUUCGUCUGUAAAACAUUGCAGCCAAAUGAGAUAUAAGUGUCUACAUUAAGAUAACCAAUGUCUCAUAAAUUCAGUUUCGUCGUCUUGGUGGUUCAAAUCUACAUGUUACAUGUUGUUUUUAUCUUUAUCAAAAAGCUAAA
Molecule: messenger RNA, 545 nt
Organism: Thlaspi arvense
Lineage: Eukaryota; Viridiplantae; Streptophyta; Magnoliopsida; Brassicales; Brassicaceae
Source: the annotation of a GenBank genome assembly